AGCCCUCCCUUGAAACUGCGCAUGCGCACAACGUGUUGUAAACAAUGAGACUUGAGACCGUCUCCAGCAGCUUUGUGUCUGUCCAACAGUUUAUCAGAAAUAAAAGUCACAGCGUGUCCUGCUCCCUCCGCGGGUAUUUAACAGACAUGUUCUGUGGGAGCUGAAGCAUGGAGGCAGUUCUGAGCAGGCUGCGGGGGCUGAGUUCUGAUGAACUGCGCGAGGAGUUUGCCAGGGCAGACCUCAAGUGUGGCCCCAUCACAGCCACCACGCGAGCCACCUUCGAGAGGAAAUUAGCCCGAGUCCUGGCCGGGCCAGAGAGCAGCGCUGCUGAAUCCGACAACAGCUCUUCAGCAGGAGGAGUCUCGGGCAGUGCGGUCUGUGUGGCUGAACAUGCCAAAUCUAUGUCGUGUGCCACAGCAGUUGCAUCAACUUCUGCCGCAACAAGCGGCAAACCCCCUGAGACUGCCACUGAUGAGUCAGACUUUGGUUAUGGUGUGGGUCUUAACCCUCCAGAGGAAGAGGGGAUCGCCGUCAAGGCCUCACACUGCUCUGCUGAAGGCAGCAACUCUCAGUCCAAAACAGAAACACCUUCAAAACUGGCACAAGUGUCCCCAACCUUUUUUUACGGAGUCUGUCCUCUUUGGGAGGACGUUCUGGCUAGAAACGAAAGAGCACAUGUGUACACGGAUAAGAAAGAUGCCCUUCAAGCAGUAAAGAUAAUGAAGGGAGCCCGCUUCAAAGCCUUUCCCAACCGCGAGGACGCUGAGAAGUUCGCUAAAGGGAUCUGUGACUAUUUCCCCUCUCCCAACAAAUCUGCACCCUGCGUGUCUCCAGUCAAACCGGGCCUGGUCUGCAGUAAAGACAACAUGGAGGUUGACACCAUCAAUCGGGAGCGAGCAAACAGUUUCAAGAGCCCCCGCACCCAGGACCUGACCGCCAAACUGAGGAAAGCUGUGGAGAAGGGAGACGAGUUGACCGUCAGCGAUCUGGUGUGGAGCAACCCGAGAUACCUCAUUGGCUCAGGAGAUAAUCCCACCAUAGUGCAGGAGGGCUGCAGGUACAACGUCAUGCAUGUGGCAGCGAAGGAGAACCAGGCGGGAAUCGUCCAGCUGCUGCUGGACACCUUGGAAAACCCAGAGUUCAUGCGACUCAUGUACCCGGAUGACCAGGAACUCAUGCUGCAGAAACGUAUCCGCUACAUCGUAGAUCUUUACCUCAACACCCCAGAUAAGGCGGGCUUUGAAACACCGCUCCACUUUGCCUGUAAGUUUGGAUGCCCGGAGGUGGUCAAUGUCCUGUGCUCGCAUCCCGACAUGGAUAAGAACUGUCGGAACAAAGACGGUCAGAAGCCUUGUGAUCUCAUUUGUAGCAGAAAAAAUAAAACCCAAGAAGUGAAGCAGAAGAUAUGUGACUAUUUAGAGGACCGCUGCUACAUCCCUUUGCUGAGGGCGACAGACAACACCUCUCAGCCCAUCAUCGGUGCUCUUUGGUCCCCCGAGACCUCAGAAAGUCUGUCACAGAUCCAGCGGCAAUCAAGAAGCCCCAUGGACCCCCUGAUGACCGUCACAGCCUUUGCUGGCCCACUGAGCCCAUCAAAGGCAAAUGAUUUCCGGCGGUCCUGGAAGACGCCGCCCAGAAACCGAGCGGAACACUUUCACCACAUUCUGAAGUCUGAUCCCGACCGUGGGGCAGAGAGAGUGGGCAGAGACCUUGCUCAUGGGAUGGGCCACCCAUGGGCCGAGUACUGGGACUUCCUGGACAGUUUUGUGGAUCUGUCAUCAGCUGAGGGGCUCCGCAAACUGGAAGAACACCUUUGCAAGAGAGAUUUUUGUCCACGGGCUCAUGAAGAGACGGGGGAGAAUGAGACCAGCAACAGGUUCAGAACGCCCUCUCCAGGCAAGCCCAAAAAGUUCUGCAACUCCAUCUCUGUCGGUGCCUUCCUGGAUGAGGGCGACGACAUCAGCCUCGAGGAAAUGAAGAAUCGGCAGAAUGCAGCUCUCACCAGCAUCACCUCCUCUGCUGCAUCCAAGGACGGUCUGAAGGGAGCAGUGGGCGGCCGUGAGUUCCACAUCCUGCCCAUCGCGCUGCACCACCGGGGGGCCGACCUGAUCGAGACGGCGGCAGAGCAGGACCUGCUGUGCUGCUGCGAUGACGGCAUCCUGACACCCGGCAUCGUCUGCAAAAACGGGGUGUGCUCCUCCUCCAGAGAUAGGACUAACAAUGGAGACAAGGUGGCCCCUCGCACCUCACCCUCCUGCCUGCUGUCCCCAAUCUCCAACCUCAUGGUGGAGUUUGAGCGCAUGUCGCUGCAAGAGACGCUUGACAGCCCCACCGUCUGCAGGGAGAGGAGGAGCAGUGGAGGGAGCCGGCACCGGGAUGUCCGUGACUCCUUCGGCUCCUCCUCAGCCACAGACCUGAGCUCCGGGCUGAACCGCCUGUCUCUCGGCCACAGCAGCCACGAUGGAGAGAGCGUUGAGGCGCCAGGCUGGAGAACGGAGGGAGGAGAGGCAGAGGAGAGGCGCAGCAGCGGCAGCUCAGAGGAGUACUAUGAAGCAGAGGAAAGUCUGGAGGUGCUAGGCAGGACUAGGGGGUCUGUAUCAGGGGGGCGCAACAUCUGUGCUAGGUCCAAAUCAUGGGACCACGGAGGGAGGGACCUGAGCAGCUCAGGCUCCUCUGGGUCCUCCUAUAAGUCCUUAGAUAGCUCCGAGUUCCUUCACAGGACCCCACCGCACAUUAGAAGAGGACUGUUCAUUGACGGAGAUUCACCAACCAAGUUGGACAGGGAGGUCUUGACAGCAAUAGAUGGUGCAGACGUCGACUCCCAGAAGUAUCCCAGCGUUCAUAAGUGGAAGAGCACAAUGAAGUCGUACUCUGCUGCAGACAUGCAGAGCUGGCCCAGCCCUGUGGUGGUAAAACCACGGCUCAGGAUGCAGCCUCAGACGCCAGGCUCCCCGGUCAGCCUGAUGUCUCCCAGCGGUCGCUUCAGUCCCGCCCGGCACGCUGCCUCGCCGGAUUUCAGCCCCAGCCGUUACAGCCCUGCUAAUGCUAGCUACAUCCAGCGUAUCCGCCUCAAGCACUUAAACGAGCCAGCGGUCUAACUGCCCUCCUCUGCCCCGCCUCCCACCGAUAUGGCCAUACCCUCACAUAACCCCGCCCCUCCCAGUACAAACCCAGCUGCACCCAGGUGUCUAUGCCGGAGCUCAGAAACCACAAACCUAACAGAAAUAUGCACAAGUGUCUGGAAGAUUUGUAUUCAUGCGUGGUACUCCGUCAUCACGUUGGGUCGUGAUGCACACUCGAGACUUUCUAAAGGAAAAAAAAAAAAUCUUGGUCAUUUAGUUACUGUUCGACUGUGGACCAUGUGGAAGCGACAGUCCUGUUAUUUGUGGCCAGUGUGACGCACUUGUAUCAUAGCCUGAGUCGACUUUUUGAAUAUUGUGAAAACAAGCGGCACCCCCCCAAAAGUUAGCUCAUCACUAAACCUUUGUGUGGAUUAGAAGGAGUCUGUCACUGAAGAUGUUCUUAAAAAAAAAAAAAAAAAAAAAAAGGCAAAAUGUCAAUAUUUUAAAAGUUAUUUUUUUGUAUGUUGGUCAGUAGCACAAACAAAUUAAAUGUUUUUAUUAAUGGUGUUAAAACCGACUGCCAUUUCCUAUUGCCUUAAUUUUCUGGAGUUGAUGGACCAGUCCUCGCUCAGUCUGGACUCUCUCUCUCUAACUCGAACACAAAACAUCUGGAAAGUGCGACCUCCCAGAUGAUUAUGGCAAACAUGGGACAAAUGGAUAAGACGGAGAGCUUCCAUGAUUUUAUUUUGAUCUUUAAUAAACGCAUACAUUUUUUCCAUUUCUUCUCAGUGGUCCCUGGACAUGUCUGGACUUUUCCUUUCUCUGCCUUCACUGGCGGCCUUAGACCGUGCAGUUGUUUUUUUUUUUGUUUCUUUUUCAAAUAUCUUCCAUUCACAAGCAUCUUCCACACUUUGAGUAUGAAUGAGGAAUUGAACCUUCCCCAGAGGUUAACCCUUAAAACUGCCCACUGAGGUGACCUUAAAGCUGUAUCAAGGGAUCUUCGACCACUAGGGGGCGGACUGACUUUAAGCUAACGUAGCCGCAGCAGAAAUAUGACACCUUUAUCGGUUUACUACGACCAUUUUAAGAAGAAGAAACUGCCUUAUGCUUACAGAGAAUUAACUGAGAUUAACACUUUAGGGUGUUGAUUCCUUGUGGGAUCGGCAUCACUCACAGCCAUCUUCACUUCACUAUAAGUAGUGUCAUCUGAAAACUGGCGCUCACUAGAGCUUCAGUUCCCUUUAAGCCCGGCGUGUACUCUGUGUGAUUGUAGUAAAGUCACGCAGGAAUGUCAGUUCACACUGAACGACUGAAUCGUUAACACACGACCAGAACUCACGAUGUUUGUGCUCGCACUGCACGACCUGAGAGCUCACGCUGUACGACUAUCGUUUACGACACAACCAGAACUCUGUGCGUGCUCACACUGUACGACUGAAUUAUUCACGAUGCAAGGCCAACGCUCUUGAUGUACGAGUCAAAUCAAUUUUCAUUAGAAAAAAAAAGCAGACGCCAGCAAAAACUUGUUCUCGCUCCCCCUCUCUCUCACACACGUGCUCACAAGUAAUCUGCAUCACCAGUUAACACAUGCUAACUAGCAUCUAAUUAGGUAACAUCACACGAGAGGGAGUGAUGUACUGGAUAUCAGCACUGCUGUGAUUGGGUCUGAAGAUAAUCACAGAGAACAUCUCUCCCUUGAGUGUGAUGUUACUUUGAUUCAACAGCUAGACAAGCAGAAAAAUAGUGAUUUAAAAAGUUAAAACCAACAACAGAUCAUUUGUUGACUGUAAACUAGUUCCACAAUUUAACAGAAACUAGACCGUUGCCAAGCAACCCAAACAUUCUAUUCUACUGCACUCUGUUGGUGUCCAUGGUUACCACAGAGCAGCUACUUAAACCUGCUUACUGUGUUAAUUAAAAGUAUUCAGAACUCCUGGCUGAGGAGGGACGCAUAUUGUGAUGUUCUCCAAUAUCGUCACUCAGGGAACGCCUCGUCCAAUCAGAUUACUUGGUCAGAACUAGCUGUUAUAUAAAUUUUAAAUAUUCUGUCAACUGGAGGUCUGCAGAUAUUCAUGCCAUAGUUGUUACCAUGGUGAUUGCAGAUGCUGUCUGUCAGGUCCCAGAGUCGAGGAAGCGGCUCGUGGCUCUGCUCACACUGCAAUGAUGUGCGACCUAAAUAUCGAACAUGUCAGAAAUUCAUCCGACUGAUCCAGAGCAGCUGCCGAGCCUCAAAGUAGACUUGCUUAAUUUCAGCCCGAUCGCCGGGUGUCGGUCGUGCAGACUUCAAAAUGAGGGACACGGUGGAAUGGUGAAGUGCACGCCGGGCUUUAAGUGUUACCUGGGAGGUUUCAGAUCAGCUUCCAGUAAACUCCCGUUCCCAUGGAUACAAGGUUCUUGCCGUUCCUCCUCAACAUGAUGUAUCUGAAUGUGCAAAGACUUGUUGUAUCAAAUCAAUUUGACCUUUGAACCCCCUGCUGUGUGAGGGUCUGUCAACCGUGAGUGCAUCUCUAGUCAGUGUGAGAAAAAAAAAAACCACGUGUUCUGAAUGUACAGUUUUUUUUUUUGUUGUGAACUACACCUUUUAUCUGAGCACAAACUACGUCACUGAGAAGAUUGUAUCGCCGUCUGCGUGCUCUCAGGGUCACAACGGAUCCGGAUCCUGGUCUCUGAAUGUCUAUGAAUGUGGAACUUUUGCAAAAAAAUGCACCUAAAAAACUUAAAACAUACUUCUUGUGCAUUUAGCAUUCUGUGCUUUAUUCAAACUUUCAUGGUGAAUUCUCUUUUCUGUAUGUCUAGACCUCAUUCGCUUUCAACUAACCAAUAAAACGUCACUCCUACUUCA
Labrus mixtus (cuckoo wrasse) is the source of this 5904-nucleotide messenger RNA. It is a transcript of the gene ankle2, whose product is annotated as ankyrin repeat and LEM domain containing 2. Gene Ontology annotation, cellular component: endoplasmic reticulum. Lineage: Eukaryota; Metazoa; Chordata; Actinopteri; Labriformes; Labridae. Gene Ontology annotation, biological process: negative regulation of phosphorylation. The coding region runs from base 168 to 3098 and encodes 976 amino acids. The record is from RefSeq and is a predicted model, not a curated record. Gene Ontology annotation, molecular function: protein phosphatase 2A binding. The transcript is spliced from 14 exons.